Neodiprion virginianus is the source of this 907-nucleotide messenger RNA. It is a transcript of the gene wupA, whose product is annotated as troponin I. Gene Ontology annotation, biological process: muscle contraction. The transcript has 10 exons. Bases 187 to 846 code for a protein of 219 amino acids. Gene Ontology annotation, cellular component: troponin complex. The record is from RefSeq and is a predicted model, not a curated record. Lineage: Eukaryota; Metazoa; Arthropoda; Insecta; Hymenoptera; Diprionidae.
CUAAAAAUUGUCGGCCAAUCGUCGUCCGGUCACGUGACCCGGUUUUGCAGAGGCGUCGUCCCGCCGAACCCCCGGCUAAAAGCACCGAUUCCCAUCACAGUCAGCUGCCGAAACUCCGGUUGACUAGUCACCGUCCCAGUUGUUCGCUUCUCAGGUAGACGUUAAUUAACACCAACAAAUAUCAUCAUGGCUGACGAUGAGCGGAAGCGCAUCGAGGAUGAAAAGAAGAGGAAACAGGCGGAAACCGACAGGAAGAGGGCGGAAGUCCGCGCUCGACUCGAGGAGGCCUCCAAGGCCAAGAAGGCCAAGAAGGGUUUCAUGACUCCGGACAGGAAGAAGAAACUCAGGCUGCUGCUGCGUAAGAAAGCCGCCGAAGAGCUGAAGAAAGAACAGGAAAGGAAGGCCGCUGAGAGGAGGCGCAUCAUCGAGGAACGUUGCGGAAAGCCGAAAAACGUCGACGACGCGAACGAAGCCGAGUUGAAGAAGAUUAUCCGACAGUAUUACGACCGCGUCUACAUUUGUGAGGGUCAGAAGUGGGAUUUGGAGCGCGAAGUCAGAAAGAGGGACUACGAGAUCGCAGACUUGAACAGCCAGGUCAACGAUCUCCGAGGUAAAUUCAUGAAGCCAACCUUGAAGAAGGUGUCCAAGUACGAGAACAAAUUCGCCAAGCUACAGAAAAAGGCGGCCGAGUUCAACUUCCGUAACCAACUUAAACAGGUCAAGAAGAAGGAGUUCACCCUAGAGGAGGAGGACAAAGAGAACGCGUCAAAAGACAAGAAGAAACCUGACUGGUCGAAGAAGGGUCCAGAAGAGAAGAAGGUAAAGGAGGAAGAAGUCGAGGCAUGAGGAUGACGUUUGACAUACGAACAACAUAUAACAACGCACAAGUAAACGCUCGAGAUAUACA